AUGAGUUUGGUGGUUUGGAAUGAAACUGAUGGAGGCAAUACUUCACUGUGCACAAAUAUCGAUAACGAGCUCAAUGCUUAUUAUGUCCCUGCAGUCUAUGGGAGCACUUUUGUGAUUGGUGUGGUCCUUAAUUCUGUGGCCGUUGUGGUGUACUUGUUUGCUCUGAAAGAGUGGAACAGGAGCAACAUUUUCCUGUUCAACUUGCUCCUGGCUGAUCUCCUUUACCUGUUCAAUCUGCCCUUUUUAGUCUCGUAUUACAAAAACAGGGGCAUCUGGUACUUUGGAAACUUCUACUGCAAAUUAAUGAGGUACCUCUUUCACGCCAACUUGUACACCAGUAUCCUCUUUCUUGGCUGUGUCAGCAUGGACCGAUAUCUUCUCAUUGCACAUCCCAUAAAAUCCGCUCAGAUAUUCAAGAAGUGGCACGCGGUUCUCAUUUGCCUGAUAGUGUGGGUCAUCGUCACCCUGGAGCUCCUGCCUAUGUUUUUCUUAAUCACAACUGAAAACCUCACCAACUCCACGGACUUGAAGUGUCUCGACUAUGCUAGCUCCGGGAAUGUGCAUGCCACUUUUAUUUUCAGCAUGGCGCUAACGUUUACCGGCUUGCUGUUGCCCUUUGGGAUCCUGGUGUUCAGCUACAUCCUUGUCAUACGUGUUCUUAAGGACAUGCAGCAGAGAUUCCAGAAUGCAGAUAAGGUGGGCAAACCCUUGACCCUCAUCUUGUUCGCCAUGGUGCUCUUUUCCAUCUCCUUACUUCCUUACCAUGUAAUGAGAAAUGUGCGCAUAGGCGCCCGGAUGCUCUUCGACCAGAACAGCUGUCCCCUCAUCAUCUGCAGGUCCCUUUACAACAUCACCAGGCCCCUGAGCAGCCUGAAUAGCUGCCUGAAUCCCGUCUUCUAUUUUCUGGUUGGAGACAGCUUCAGGGAUAAACUACUGUCCUGGUUCAAGAUAAAAACGAACCACAAACAGAACAGCGAAUCAACCACUUCAGGCUGAGUGUUUUAUUGACACAUCAUCGACAUCUUUUUGACAAGGUGGGGAUGGGCCAAUAAAUAUGCACUAAGUGAAAUUCCUCUUUUCUAAAUGAAAAUCCACAUCCAGAAUAGGGUGUAGUUUUAGUCGCCACGUUAUAGAAAAGAUAUUUCUUGGUCAUUUUAGUUCAUAUGGCUUUACAUGGCUCGGAGUGAUCAGAGGAUCCCAUCCACCUGUCUCUUGAAAUUAGCCCAGGGCUAUUGUCUUCAACAACAGCUUCAGUAGGAAGCUUGCUCAAUGCUCAAUACUUUGCAGGGAAAAGCACCUCCUCUUCUCCAUCUCAAAUGCUCUUUCACAUACAAGUAGUUUCCAAUUGUGUCCUUUGGUUUGACUUUUUACUGGUGAUUUUGAAGAAGCCCGCUGGUUUGAUUGUCAUUGCUUUUGAUGAUGUUGAACAAAUUAGGUCUCCUCGUAGU
This is a messenger RNA of Lepisosteus oculatus (spotted gar), 1448 nucleotides long. Its product is annotated as succinate receptor 1-like. Gene Ontology annotation, biological process: G protein-coupled receptor signaling pathway. The record is from RefSeq and is a predicted model, not a curated record. Gene Ontology annotation, molecular function: G protein-coupled receptor activity. Gene Ontology annotation, cellular component: plasma membrane. Lineage: Eukaryota; Metazoa; Chordata; Actinopteri; Semionotiformes; Lepisosteidae.